UGCUGUUACGGCUGAAAAUCUCGUGGAGUGAAAUUUGUUUCAGUUAACUUUUUAGGCGACGUCUGGGGACGUUAAAGAUGUGGGACCGGUAUUUUGGUACAUACGGUGAGUUUUGUGCUUCACAUCCAUGGGAAGUGAUAGUAGCUACAUUAACCUUAACGGUGCUAUUAACCGUCGAUCAACAACAAGCAACACUUCCACCAAAACCGACUUUCAGAUUCUGCUCAAAAUGUUUGAACGAAGCUGAAUAUAACGCGGCUGAUGUUAUAGUAAUGACCGUUAUUAGAUGUUUAGCAGUGUUGUAUUCUUAUUAUCAGUUUUGCAAAUUACAGAAAUUGGGUUCAAAAUAUAUACUGGGAAUAGCGGGGUUAUUCACAGUAUGUUCUAGUUUUAUAUUCACUUCAACAGUAUUAAAAAUUCUUCGUAUCAAUGUUGCCGAUCUUAAAGAUGCAUUAUUCUUUUUCUUACUACUAAUUGACUUAUCCAAAGCAGCCAUGCUAGCACAAUUUGCUUUGACCGCUUCAAAUCAAAACGAAGUAAAAACAAACAUUGCGAAAGGAAUGGCACUUUUAGGACCUACUAUUACUUUGGAUACUAUAGUUGAAACGUUGGUAAUUGGUGUUGGAACGUUGUCUGGAGUACAUCGGUUAGAAAUGCUGUCAUAUUUUGCUUGCUUAUCAGUUCUAGUUAAUUACAUGGUUUUUAUGACGUUUUAUCCGGCAUGUCUUUCUCUCACAUUAGAGUUGUCUCGAAGUACUGGAAUGUAUUCCAACAAGCAAAGUCUAAUUGCUAAAGCUUUUCGUGAAGAGGAUCAUAAAUCAAAUCCCGUUGUACAACGGGUGAAAUUGAUAAUGUCAGCAGGCUUAAUGUUAGUCCAUGCGCACAGUCGUUGGCCAUUCAAAGAAGAGGAUACUGAUGAUAUUGGAUCAUUAGUUGUGGAACAACAUAUCACUCUAAAUCGAACAGAAGAAAAUGCUUUACAUGGAUAUAUUAUGAAAUGGAUGACUCUAAGUGCUGACCAUAUAGUGAUAUUGGUAUUGUUGCUUGCCUUGGUAGUAAAAUUUAUCUUCUUUGAAAACAAAGAAGAGUUUACUGAAAAAAUCAAAGCGUCCAUGUCAGAAAACUUGGAAACAGACACAAAUAGCGAAUUCGUCAAGCUUAAUGAGAAGCUCCAGAGCAAGUAUUUACCUCAGACUCACAUUUUCAGACCUGAAACAUUUAUUUUGGGUAGGAGUGAUAGUGAUGAAAAAUCAAGUUCUUUCAGUGAUGAUGUAGAGUAUGAAGACAAAUCAGUACAAACCUCAUUCUGUCAAAUAGAUUCUAGUCAGCUCUUGAACGACGAUAUCAACGAAAGCGAACUGUGUAGAAGUUUAGAAGAAUGUUUGUCCAUAUAUAAUGACUCCGAUUUGGGUGCUGUCACUCUUACAGACGAAGAAGUAAUUCUGUUAGUACAAAAUAAACAUAUUCCUGGAUAUCAGAUAGAGAAAGCCGUCGAUAAUCCAGAAAGGGGCGUUAGGAUAAGAAGAAAAAUGUUGGCUAAAGACGCAAAUUUCAAAAAUCACUUAUUAGAUUUACCAUUUAAAAACUAUGACUAUAGUAAGGUUAUGGGAGCUUGCUGUGAAAAUGUUAUUGGUUACAUGCCAAUACCUGUAGGAUAUGCGGGACCUUUAUUAUUGGACACUCAAGAAUUGUACAUACCGAUGGCAACAACUGAAGGAUGCCUAGUAGCUAGUACCAACAGAGGAUGUAGAGCUUUGAAAAUAGGUGGUGUUACAUCAAGGAUUGUUGGAGAUGGAAUGACUAGAGGUCCUGUUGUUAGAUUCCCAUCUUUAGCUAAAGCAAGUGCUGCUAUGAAAUGGAUAGAAAAUCCAGAAAAUUUUGCAUUAAUGAAGGAACAAUUCGAUUCUACUAGUAGAUUCGCAAGAUUGACCAAAAUCAUGAUAAGAAUAGCAGGAAGAUACCUUUUCAUCCGUUUUGUUGCAAAAACAGGGGACGCUAUGGGUAUGAAUAUGCUUUCAAAAGGAACAGAAAUUUCAUUGAAAUUUGUACAGAACGAGUUUCCUGAUAUGGAGAUAUUAAGUCUUAGUGGAAACUUUUGUACUGAUAAGAAAUCAGCUGCUGUUAAUUGGAUUGAAGGUCGGGGUAAAUCUGUUGUAUGUGAAGCUAUCGUGCCAGCAAAAAUAGUAAGCACAGUAUUAAAAACAACAGUAAGCGCCUUAGUCGAUGUCAAUUAUUCCAAAAAUAUGAUUGGGUCAGCUAUAGCAGGAAGUAUAGGAGGAUUCAAUGCCCAUGCAGCUAACAUAGUUACUGCAGUAUUUAUAGCAACAGGUCAAGAUCCAGCCCAGAAUGUGAGUAGCAGUAACUGUAUGACACUAAUGGAGCCCUGCGGAUCAAAUGGGGAAGAUCUCUAUAUGUCAUGCACGAUGCCAUCUUUGGAAAUAGGUACAGUCGGUGGAGGUACUGUGCUUCCCCCUCAGGCAGCUUGUUUGAACAUGUUAGGUGUUAAAGGUGCACAUCCUGAAAAUCCAGGUGCAAAUGCUGAUCAAUUGGCUAGGAUAGUAUGCGGUUUGGUCUUAGCAGGAGAACUUUCACUGAUGGCUGCCCUAGCAGCCGGACAUCUUGUUCGAAGCCAUCUUAGACACAAUAGAUCCACUACGUUAUUACCAGAAAACGCGAAUAUACAAUCUAUGAAGGUUAUUAAGAGAGAAUUCCUUGCACCGCCCUGUAAAGAUACUGUUUAAAUAUAGUGUAAAGUGAAUUAGUGUUAAAAACCAUAAUGGAGUAUCUAGUCUUUGGUUAAAAUAGACUCUGGUGUAAGAACGGGGGUUACUUUGAAGUGAUCUUUCUUGCACAAAGCUUCAAAAUAGAAGAUAAGUUGUUAUAUUUUGCAAUCUUCAUCUAUAACUGAACGAAUAUAUUCCUAACCAUUCUAGUGUCUAAAUAUCGCUUACAUUGACAUAUCCAUAUCAGGGGAUUAUAACAAAUAAAAUUGUCAAUAACUUUUGGGGAAGUUCAAAAGACAGUAAAGCGCAUGGCAUAUGAAUGUAUUGACAUAUUAGUAAAAAAAUAAGUUGCUUUAGAUGUGAUUACAGUUUAAAGCCUUGGUUCUUUGGAUACUCAUUGUGAUGAGCGGUCACUUCGUCGACCACAAUAAAAUUAUGUCAUCUGAUCAUACAUAAAAAAUUAUUCAGUACGUCUCUGUCUUAAAAAUAAGUAUCUAUAAACGGAGUAUUAUUAAUAUUAUGGAAAAAGAAAAAUCUAAUAAGUCCAGAUGUGCGCAUUGCCACACAUACAACCAGUUUGGGAAUGUGAAGUGGUAAAGAAUAUGUAAUCAUCAGAAUAUGAUAACCUGUUUAUGAUAGAACUCUUAACCCUUAAUUUGGAAGUGUAACUUGCAAGAUACAUGACUCCCUAAUUUUUUGUUUAAAUUUAGCGCCUUUAUUUUAGUUCCAUUAUCUACCGCAUCGUCUCUUUAGGCCUUGUAAAGUAACCUCCAUCAGUUUCCAACACACACUUCAAGUGAAAGUUUGUUUAUUUUGCAAAUUGUAACAGUGAAAUCAGCAUCAGCAAAGAAAUGGCAUCGACCUCCGGUUGGGUAAGUUUUCAGUCAAUAUACUAUUAUUUAUCAUCUGAAAUCAGCUUUUUUAAAUUCAAACAAUGGAGUAUAAUUUAAAAAAUCAGAUUUAUUUCACCUCAAUUCAAAAUUUAUUGAGUUUUAUUAUUUUGGUUUUAAUUUUAUUUAGGAAUUUGUUAGCAUUUUUGUCUUCUCAACCUCAUUUUGAUGUUUUCUUUUCUUUUUCAGAGCAAAAAUUUUACUUCAAGAGCUGGCUAUAUUCUUCCAUUACUUCUUAAGCCAAAGGCGGACUCUGGAGAUGAGGAAGAAAAUGAAGAAAAUUUGGAGAGUGAAGAUAUAUUACUUCAGGCAGCGAGCAAAUUUUUAGAUGUAUAGGUUGAAGAACGUUUUGAUGCAGAGGAUGCAUCACAAGCUCCAGAAGUGUCAAAAGAUGAGACAAUGAUGGACCUCUCUAUUGCUGUUUUCAUUACUUCGGCCGCUAACCUUCAACCAGCUAAUUUGGCAAUGUAUCUACAAGAUACAUAUUGCAUAUCUCACCAAAAAAUGAACCCAAAUUUUUCAAACUUUAAAAUUGGCUUAUUUAGACCUUAAAGAACAAUUUAAUAAAAAAUUUUUUUAAUCAAUAAAUUCGUUACCAAAUUAAGGGUUAAACUUUUCUGGUACAAUUGCUCCAUGCUAUUAAAUGGUCUUUUUCAAUAUUAAUAGUUUCUACAAAUUAUAAAACACAGGUAACAGCUUCUUCUGGGCCUCUACCGUCUUUUCCUUCAGUCAAAAUCGUUUACCAAAAGCAUCACCGUUCCUUUUACCAUUACUAUUUAUAGCUAAAGCUUAGAUUAUAGGAUAUACCGACAGACUGUUUUUGAUAGCCAAUUUAUAAUAGCGUACUGUCAUAUGACUAAUUUUAUGCCUCUCAAACUUUUAGUCAUUUAAUUUUUUCAAAUGAUAAAGGAAGUUAACAUCUUAUAGAGUAAAUAAAAGUUCUGUCUUGUCUUGAACUUAUGCUUAUGGCGACAUUUGUGAACCAGAGUCUGUACUAACGUAAAUAGAAUUAAUUAUAACCUUGAUGCAUAUCAUGCACUAAUCGCUUCAAGUAUGUAUGCUUGAAGAGGAAAUAGCAAUUACAACGGUCAAAGUUUCCAAUAUGCCAGUUUUUUAUAUCAGCGUGCAAAAGGUGUGGAGAAGCCUUUCUGGAAAACAAGUUUAGGAAUUGUUUUUAGAAAGAACAAUGUUGUCAAAUCGUGAAUUUCUUUUAAAAAUAUGUGUCCGUAAAUUGUCUCAGUUUCCAUUUAAAUACUCUAGUUGGAUAAAAUCUUCAAACAGCGAUAGUUUACAUCGACGGACUGCCCGCUCACACAAAGCCACAAAGGCAUCAGAAGUAAAAAAUUGUUCCGGCCUAUAUAGUAUACAUGCCAGUGAUCAAUUUAGACAAUUAAAUUGAAUAUUUUGAGCUGGAUAAAAGUUCUAAUAAAAUGGGCAGUAUUAUAUCGAUACUACCUUAUUGUCAAAUUUCCAGAGAAUAUGUUAGAAAAUAAUGAACAAAAUCAAUUCAGCCAUUGAUAAAACCGAUUCUUAUUUUUUUUACUCCAUUUACUGCGAAUGUAUAUUGAAGAUUUACGUAACUGUUUCCUUAUAUUUUCUCCAACACAAGUUGAAAGAAUCUGUGAUGGUCGAUUAUUUUUCUUAGUAUUUUUAGAAUGGAAUAAACUGCUUCUUUGUACAAGGAAACUUCUGUAAAUGGUCUUUAUUUUAAUUAUUUAAUUUAUGUAAAUAUACUUUUUUUAUUAU
Molecule: messenger RNA, 5359 nt
Organism: Diorhabda sublineata
Lineage: Eukaryota; Metazoa; Arthropoda; Insecta; Coleoptera; Chrysomelidae
Gene: Hmgcr
Product: 3-hydroxy-3-methylglutaryl-coenzyme A reductase
Exons: 14
Coding region: 78-2741 (887 amino acids)
Biological process (GO): isoprenoid biosynthetic process; sterol biosynthetic process; coenzyme A metabolic process
Cellular component (GO): peroxisomal membrane; endoplasmic reticulum membrane
Molecular function (GO): hydroxymethylglutaryl-CoA reductase (NADPH) activity; protein binding; NADP binding
Source: RefSeq, a predicted model, not a curated record